CUUGAUUUUGCAUAGUUCAUCCUCCAGAUGGCAGACGACUUCGUGGAUGAUGUGGUUACUUCUGCUUGCCGCAUCGCCAAAUUGCGACCUUCAUCGACUCUGGAGAUUCGCGACCUGCAGCUAGUCUUGGAACGUCAGUACAACAUGCGCAUAUCGGGCUUCUCCACCGACGACCUUCGUACCAUCAAGAAACCUCAGCCUACUCAAGGGUGGACUCAGAAGAUGUCGGCCAUCCAAGCAGCGAAGGUCACUCAAGGCAAGGCAGAGUAAACAACAGCAACUCUAGCUAACGCUCCUCCGCAAGGCUUCAUACUUCGAAAAAUGUAUCCGAUAGUUCACCUCACCUCACAUCCUUUCCUAAUUGGCAUGCGCUGUUACUGGCAACAAGCAACGAGCGAUCAGCCAACGCGCCGGACUCAACUUUACGCAAGAUCACGCUCUUCCCUUCUCCCUAUCAUUUAUAAUGAAGAAUUGUUUUAUCUAUCAUUCGGGUAUUCGGAGGACUUCAUCCAGUUAUUUUCUUUUGUACUUUCAAUCACGAAGAUCGGUUCCAUCGGCGUUUGUUGGCUCGGCGGGUUUCUGGUUUAUGUCUCCUGCUUUAUAUUCUUUUUGUGUCGAUUUUCAGCAAUUGGAUCAACAUCGCCGCAGAUGCUAGCGGGAUGUUCGAUACUCGGUUCCAGGUCAAGGCUCUGUUUUCGUCUUUAUUUUCCCCAACGGUGGCAACAAAAAAUUGCAUUCACAGGGGCGUUCUGGAAGGGUUUCUUUUCGCUUCUCGCUUACCAGCCCAUGCUUUUCGUCGUUCUACAUUACCCCCAAUAUGGUUCCAAAUUCAAGGUUUCGCUUUAGGGAAUCUGGCUCUUAUUUGCUUCCUUAUCCUUCGACCCUUAGCUCUUAUCUUUUCUCUCCUAUAAUUUCCUAACAGCCUGGAGAACAGAAUUCUCAUUUGCAAGAUUGGCAAAAAAGCUACUCAAUCGAUCGAGCCAUCCAGCUGAACCCCCAGGAUCAAAGUUCGUUGCUUGCUUCAGCUA
This is a messenger RNA of Aspergillus homomorphus CBS 101889, 1028 nucleotides long. RefSeq lists its product as uncharacterized. The record is from RefSeq and is a predicted model, not a curated record. Bases 322 to 846 code for a protein of 174 amino acids. Lineage: Eukaryota; Fungi; Ascomycota; Eurotiomycetes; Eurotiales; Aspergillaceae. The transcript has a single exon.